GCUCGCGAGGAACGGUUGUGUCGCUCUCUGCAUUUCGACAGCCACUCACUCGCUCUAUCUGUUCACACAGACAAUUGGACCAAUUUUGGAUUUUUUCCGGUGAUCAGUGCUCGUUUUAUUGUUGUGGUGCUUCAGAGACUUUCGAAAGAAGCCCGACUUCAUUUUUUGCUGGUUUCGCAUCAUCAUCAGAAAAAAAGAAGAAGUGCUGCCGGUGCCACUGAUCGCUGAAAACCAACCUCCUGCUCUCGGCGCGCGAGAUAAAAAAUUACAUGUCAGCCACACGCUUAUGCAAAAGCAGCAUUCGAUGAUGUCCUGAAGCUCAACCAGCAGCAGCAAAACCGACCGGCCCGAUGGCGAGAUUUGCCUUUCACUGCAGCUUUGCUGGGAUCAUCAGGUGGGCACUUUGCGGCGGCCUCGCCACCCUCCUGCUGCUGCCCAGUCUCUCCAACACCUAUGAAAUGUCCCAAUGCAUCGCGCCAAUGGGCAUGGAGUCCGGCGCAAUCCGGGACGAGGACAUAUCAGCGAGCUCAUCUUUUGAUAGCGGAAACGUGGGCCCUCAGCACGGAAGGGUUCGCACGGAGAGUCACGGCGGCGCGUGGUGCCCGAAGCAGCAAAUCACCAAAUCGCCGCGCGAGUGGCUCGAGAUCAACCUGCACGAGGUGCACGUGAUCACCGCCUCCGAGACCCAGGGUCGCUUCGGCAACGGACAGGGUCAGGAGUUCGCCGAAGCCUACGUCCUCGAGUACUGGCGCCCGCGACUCGGCAAGUGGGUGCGCUACCGCAACUUCAAAGGAGAAGAGGUGAUUACCGGAAAUAAGAACACCUACCUCGAGGCCAAGAAUGAGCUGGACCCGCCGAUUUGGGCGAGCAAGAUUCGAUUUUUGCCCUACAGCUACCACCGCAGAACCGUCUGCAUGAGGGUGGAAAUUUAUGGCUGCUACUGGAAUGAUGGAAUUGUGAGCUACUCCAUGCCGCAAGGGGACAAAAGAGGAAACGGUUGGGAAUUCUUCGACUCCACCUACGACGGCGUGUGGGACGGCGACUUGCUCAAACGAGGCCUCGGGAUGCUUUCUGAUGGCAAAGUUGGACCCGAGAAUUUCAAACUCGGCUACUACGAUGAAAGAGGACAAGGGUGGGUCGGCUGGCGCAACGACACGCGAAACGGCAAGGCGGUCGAAGUCAAAUUCGAGUUCGACAAAGUGCGCGAGUUCAACGCGGUGCACAUUUACUGCAACAACCAGUUCACCAAGGACGUCCAGGUUUUCGCCGAGGCCAAGGUGUUCUUCAGCGUUGGCGGCCAACAUUUCCCCGGGGAGCCGAUCACCUACACGUACAUCGAGGACAGAAUUUUUGAGACUUCAAGGAACAUUUCGAUCAAACUCCAUCACCGCGUGGGCCGCUUUGUCAAACUUCAGCUGCAUUUCGCCGCCAAGUGGAUCAUGAUCAGCGAAGUUUCCUUCGAUUCUGACAUCGCGCACGGAAACUUCACUGUCGAGACCAAACCGGCCACGGACGCACCGGAACAGAGUGACGUCUACGUCGAGAAGUCGUCCCUUCCCCAGGACGUUGAAGUCCCAGUAUCUUCAGCUCAACAAGAAGACCAGACGUUCAUCGCCGUGAUCCUGGGCGUGGUGACCUCGGUGGUGCUCAUAACCGUGGUCGUGGUCAUCCUGGCGCGGUACACGCGGCGCAAGAACUUUGCCAGUCCGCUGGCGUCGAAGGCGCCGCUGAGUGGCGCCGAAAACACCGGCGGCCCCAGCAACAACGCGUACACCAGCGUGACGGUCGACGACAACUACAACCAGCCGCGGGGCAGCACCACGGCCACGGCCGACCGCAGAGGCCUGCUGGCCGCCUCCAGGGCCGACGACUACCAGGAGCCGUACCAGGCCCUCAAGUACGCGCCCUACUACAGCUACAGCCCCGUCGUCAUGGAGAUGAAGGACAUGAUCAGCGACUCGCUCAUCAGAGGAUCAGCUCCACAAUCAGACACGUCGUACGAGUACGCCGUUCCCGAGCUGGGCGGCAGUGUGCCCCUUUUAAGCAACCACGAAAACUCUCUGGCCCGCUCCGAACACGGAUCGCUCUUCUCCAGGAAUUCCAACCCCCAGGGCAUCAACGUGCCCAUCCCGAAACCACCCUCUUCAAGGACGUCGGAGGAAUCGUCUGGAAGUCGUGGGAAAAGGUCUCCAAGCCACCAACAAGAAGCUCUGAAGCGUCGUCUGGAGCAGACGGUGGUGCCCGAGUUUCCCAGACACAGACUACGCAUGCUGACCAUUCUGGCCGAGGGCAAUUUCGGAAAGCUGUACGUGGCUGAGGCGGACGGAAUACCUGAGUACGGAUCGACCAAAACGCAGGGCAAGCGAUUCGUCGCUGUCAAAUUUGUCGAGCCGAGCACUACUGAGAGUGACAGAAUCGAGUUCUACCAUGAGGUGCGCAUUAUUGCCGCUCUUGAGGACGCAAACAUCGCCAGGGUGCUGGGCAUGUGCUCGAGGGAGGAGCCCAAGUGCAUCGUCUACGAGUACCUGGAGCACGGUGACCUCAGGUCGUUCCUUGCCUCACACGUUCACGCCGAAGGAAGUCGUACCCUUCCAGUUUCAGCAGUUCAGGCCGCAGGAAUUAAAACCCUCAGCUUCAACUGUUUACUCUACAUGGCGACUCAAAUUGCGUCUGGAAUGCGGUAUUUGGAAUCACUCAACUUUGUUCAUCGAGACUUGGCUACCAGGAACUGUCUUGUCGGUGUUGGAUAUGUGGUCAAAAUAUCAGACUUUGCACAGGACAACGAGGAGUACGCCGAGGACUAUUAUCACAUUGCCAAGGGUGGUGUCUCCAUCGCUCUUCCUGUUAGAUGGAUGCCCUGGGAAAGUCUAUUCAUGGACAAGUACACAACUAAGAGUGACGUUUGGUCCUUUGCUGUAACCCUGUGGGAAAUCCUGACAAUGGCUCGGCACCAACCGUACGACCACCUGGCCUCCAACCAGCAAGUGGUGGACCAGCUCGGCCUGUUGCAGGACGAAGACGAGGAUCAUUUUGUGCGUCUGCCCAAGCCGGCCGCUUGUCCGAGGGACGUGUACGACCUGAUGAAGGAGUGUUGGCGCCGCGUCGACGUCGAAAGGCCCUCCUUCCGCGAAAUUCACCUCUUCCUGCAGCGGAAAAACUUGGGAUACGCCCCGAUGUAGAUGUGCAGUGUGCUUAUUUGCUUGCAAGGAUUUUACAAUGAAAUAAGACUUUGAAAUUUGUGCGAGAGUUGAUGUAAAAAGUAGCACGACUCUUUUAAUCUUCAUUUUAAUGAGACUUUCAGAGGCACAGAAAAGUUUAUGAUUUUAAGAUUUUUCUUCCAGUUCCUUAAGAUUUUUCCAAGAGGAAUGUGAGAUAAUCGUGGAGGGAUUUCCUAACUGUGCCUAUAUUUUGUAUUAAUUUGUAAAGCUUUGGUGUUUUUCUCACCUGUCUUGUAAAAUUGAUGAUCCCUUGCUAUGUAAAUUUUCCCUGUUUCAAGUGCUUUUUUGUGAUGAUUCACACACUUUACACAGGAAUAUACGGCGGACAAAGUUCUUGAGGACAAUAAGUAAGAAACUUUUCUCUCUACUUUUUUAAGCUGAAUAAUUUUAACCCCGUAAGGUCAUGAAUAUUUUAAUGCACAUUUAAAAACAAAUGUUUAGAUCAUCGAUCUUAAAAGAAUGGGAUAUAGACUAAAAAAAUCAUUAAAUUUCUAAUAAUUUUUUUAUUUUUAUUUCUGAAUUGACUUGGUUUUGAAAAACCUUGCUGAUUUUUUUUCAUCUCUAUACAAUUUUUCUAUGUUAAAAUUUUCAACAAUUUUGGAUGAGAGGUGGCGGCAGCCCUAAUUAUAGGGAGAGCAACAGCACACUGACCAGAAAGGCUAUUUUUCUCUGAAAAAAAAAAAGAAUCACGUGCAAUUCUCUCUAUUUCUGAUCUGCACUUUUGACAAUCUCUUUCUAUAAAAUAUACGAAUUCGCAGAAAAAAAGAAACAAACGCCUCUAAAACAAAAAGUGCUAUAACAUUUUUCAUUAUUUCUGAAGAUCAAAAGCUUGUGUUAGUUAAAAAUUUAAUGUGUCUGCCAGUUGGAACAAAGAAAAUAACAAAAAAGAAUAGUAAUCGAGCAUUUUUAUGUGAUAAGGUACUAAAAAAUUGUUGAAAAGAGUAACGACUGAAUGCUUUUAUCUGCGCACAUUAGCAAUUAAUGUUUAAGGAAAGUGCUUCGUAGUGUUGUUACUAUUCAAUUCACACACUCUGCAAAAAUCAUGAAAAAUAGCUGCGUCGAAAAUGGGAUCAUACCAAGAAUGCAAUUAAUGAGAAGGACUAAAAAUGAUUGUAUUAAUUGUGUACUCAUAUGCAAAUGUGCUAUAACUAUAUAGAAAAACCCUCACCCCAGAAACAAAAUGAUAUAGCUUUUGAACUUAUAUCGUGUAAAUUUUGCUGCAAAAAUUGUGCCAGAGUUUGGAGUAUUAUAAUGGUAGGGUGUCAUUUUAAAAAUUUUAAAUUCUUUUGCACUGAAAUAAUAGAUAUAUUAAAUAAUAAAGAUAAAAAUGCAUCACAGUGAGACAAAGAAGACCCAUCUCUGGCACAAGGAAAAUGUGUGUCAAUGUAAAAUAUUGGGCACAAAUUUAAUAUAAUAUAUAAAAACGGUCAAGUAGGCAGGCCUACAGUAAACAUGCGCAAAGGUGUGAAAAGUCGUCGUGUCUGCAAAAAGCACAAAAAUGCAAGAGCCUAGUAGCAGUUUUGCGCGUUUUGUGAACAAAAAGUAAUAAACACACUCAAUCAAUAACAAUUCUCAAGUAGUAGCAAAUUGUGUGGCGCAUCAAUAUCAAACUAGACUGUAUGGACGCAAAAAUGUUCGUUGUAAAAUAUAUAUGCAGGAUAAAAAAUAAUGUGUUUGAUCUGCAUGAUCUCUCUUCUCAAAACUCGAGAACGAAUAGCUUGUUCGAAGCCGCAGGACCACUCAAAUUUAUCUCGUGCUUUCUUAGUGAGCAGCAUUUUUUUUUAUUUCCUUAUUAGUAAAAACAAGUAAAUUUACUUCGAUGAUUUUCGUCUAAACACAUUUUAUAUAAAACUAGUCAGCAGUGCUCUUUUGGUGCAAGAAGUAUAUGAAAAUUUAAAUAAUGUAAAAGGGUGCAUAAAAAAAUCACCCUUCCGAACCCUGUUCAAGUAGCUUGGAAAAUUACACACAAAGCAACAAACCAUAUUAUUGAGAUGAUGUAGUUCUAAUUUGUACCAUAAUUGUAACAAAGAAUGCCCUGCACAUAUCAAAGGGAGAAUAGAUGCAUAUUUAUUUGUAGAUAAUACGACGAAGUUAACUGUAACUAUAUUUAAAACAAAAACUGCAAAUAAUAAAUGUUCAGUUUAU
Messenger RNA from Neocloeon triangulifer, 5363 nucleotides. RefSeq names its product discoidin domain-containing receptor 2-like. The record is from RefSeq and is a predicted model, not a curated record. Gene Ontology annotation, cellular component: signaling receptor complex. Gene Ontology annotation, molecular function: collagen binding; protein tyrosine kinase collagen receptor activity; ATP binding. Gene Ontology annotation, biological process: cell surface receptor protein tyrosine kinase signaling pathway; multicellular organism development; protein phosphorylation. NCBI's taxonomy places the organism in Eukaryota, Metazoa, Arthropoda, Insecta, Ephemeroptera, Baetidae. Bases 351 to 3179 code for a protein of 942 amino acids. The transcript has 18 exons.